This is a messenger RNA of Condylostylus longicornis, 1824 nucleotides long. RefSeq names its product POU domain protein 2-like. Gene Ontology annotation, molecular function: DNA-binding transcription factor activity, RNA polymerase II-specific; RNA polymerase II cis-regulatory region sequence-specific DNA binding. The transcript is spliced from 5 exons. The record is from RefSeq and is a predicted model, not a curated record. Gene Ontology annotation, biological process: regulation of transcription by RNA polymerase II. The annotation marks the transcript as partial. Lineage: Eukaryota; Metazoa; Arthropoda; Insecta; Diptera; Dolichopodidae.
AUGGUGAUAUCACAACAAUUAAUAUGGGAAAAUGAUCAUCAUGAGGAUAAUAAACAUUCAAUUCGACAUAAUAAUAUACUUAGUACACCAACAUCAUCUGGUAGGACAAGAUAUCUAAAUAAUCAUUUAUCACCAAAAUCGACUUCACCGUCAUCUUCACCGUCACUGACAACAGAACCCGUCAAUGUCAAAAAUGUUAAAAUCGAACAUUUGAGCGAUGAUGAAGAACAGCAACAGCCAACACGCCCAGAAACUCCCAUUAGUUAUAAUACAUCGAAAGCUCCUGAAAAACAAGAUAAUGAAGAGAUUUUAAAUUUAGCAAAUAAAGACAUAUCAAAAAAUCAGGAAAAAAAUUCAUCACAAUUAAUCAACAAUAACAAUAAUAAUAAUGAAGAAGAAGAGAAAAUUGAAGUAUCUGGCAAAAUAUUGAAAUUACGACAAGAUCUUGAAGAAUCACCAACAAAAAAUCAUUUACCACACACAAAAUGUAAAUCUCCGAUAAUUCCAACAAAAACUAUUCCAAAUCUUGGAAAUAUACCACAUACAAACGCUAAUCAUCCUUCUCAUCAUCCUUCAAUUUCACCAUUUGGACCAUUCUUUUUACAUCAAAAUCAAAUAAAUUUAAAUACAUUAAGUCCACAUGAUUUACAACAUGCAUUUCAAAUGCAACUUCAAAAUUAUAUUGAAAUGAUGCAUCAAGUAACACCGCACGAUAAAUCAUCAAUUCCAAUAGAUGGUAAUCCAAUAGAAUCACAACAAGAUGCAACAACAAUGGCUGCAACACAAAUACUUUUACAAAAUUCAUUACAUGCUAUGGCACAAUUACAUGCUUUACAACAGCAAAAACAACAAAAUCAUCAACAACAACAUCAUGAUCACAUAAAACCGAAUUCUUCAACACCUACUAUAAUCGGAUCACCUUUGAGAAGUCCUUCUCUAUCACCUAUCACAUAUUAUAAUAGUCAAAUUCAAAAUAAAACACCACCAAAUACAAUAUCUGGUACAAGUAUUGGAAUUGGUGGUGUUUUAACACCAUGUACUCCCAAUAAUCCAUCAUAUUCAAAUCAAAUUAAUUUGUCAUCAACACCAAGAGCUAUUUUAGAUCAUCAUCAACAUUCUCCUGAAGAAUCAACAGAUCUUGAAGAAUUAGAACAAUUUGCAAAAACUUUUAAACAACGUCGUAUCAAAUUAGGUUUUACACAAGGUGAUGUUGGAUUGGCGAUGGGAAAAUUAUAUGGAAAUGAUUUCUCACAAACUACCAUAUCAAGAUUUGAAGCUUUAAAUUUAAGUUUUAAAAAUAUGUGCAAAUUAAAACCGUUAUUACAGAAAUGGUUGGAAGAUGCUGAUACAACAAUGCCCAAAACUGGAGGAAUAUUUGGAACAAGUCCUUUAAAUAAUCCAUUUGCAGCAAGUGAAGCUAUUGGAAGACGACGUAAAAAACGUACAUCAAUUGAAACAACCGUCAGGGGUGCAUUAGAAAAAGCAUUUAUGUUUAACCAAAAGCCAACUAGUGAAGAAAUAACUAAUUUAGCUGAUAAUUUAUGUAUGGAAAAAGAAGUUGUACGUGUUUGGUUUUGUAAUCGUAGACAAAAAGAGAAACGUAUUAAUCCACAAGCUAAUGGUUUGGAUAGUCCACCACCACCACCAAUACCGCCACCACCAUUAUCAUCAUUAUCAGCAUUAUCAUCUCUUAAUCAUAAUACAGCAAAUUUAUUUGGAUUACCAUCAAAUAUAUGUCAUAAUGGUAAUAUAGAAAAUAAUCAUCAUCAAUUACCAUUUAUAACUUCAUCUUCAAGUAAUUCACCUUUUAAUAAUUUAUCACAA